AGUUUCCUCGUCCAAGAUGGCGAUCGGAUCGAAGAUAGAACUGGGACGGAUUGUUCUUUAUGUGUUUUUUCCCGUGGCAAUAUUCUUCUACUUUAAUAUGCCAGGAUCAUACGAAGACUUCAUGGCGCAGAAGAAGAAAGAACUUUACCCACCAGAUGAAGAGUGCAAUAAACCUCCAAACACAACUGAGGGCUUAGCAAAAGCUUGGGAAAAAAUCUUAAAGGAAAAAAAAGAGAAGACACAAAAGUAAAACAAUGAAGUGUCACUCAGAAUGUCAUCACAAGAAAUGUGCAGACUACUCCAAAGAUAAGCUUUCUUUUAUUUAAAGAUUAAUUACUGUGUCACCUAACAAAUGAAUAACUGCCCUAUACAUAGUAUUCAUAAAGCAAUUCUAAAUGUAGCUUACAAAAGUGAAGCUUCUUUUUUUAUGGAAAAAAAUUAUCAAAUAGCACUCAGUGCUAUCAAAUGUUA
Messenger RNA from Stylophora pistillata, 471 nucleotides. Its product is annotated as protein PET100 homolog, mitochondrial. Lineage: Eukaryota; Metazoa; Cnidaria; Anthozoa; Scleractinia; Pocilloporidae. Gene Ontology annotation, biological process: mitochondrial respiratory chain complex IV assembly. The record is from RefSeq and is a predicted model, not a curated record. Gene Ontology annotation, cellular component: mitochondrial inner membrane; mitochondrion.